This is a messenger RNA of Rhodamnia argentea, 1623 nucleotides long. Its product is annotated as transcription factor MYB46-like. The transcript is spliced from 3 exons. The record is from RefSeq and is a predicted model, not a curated record. The coding region runs from base 57 to 1037 and encodes 326 amino acids. Lineage: Eukaryota; Viridiplantae; Streptophyta; Magnoliopsida; Myrtales; Myrtaceae.
AGUGAACAAGCUUCCGCUACCCCCUUUUGUUUUUUUGGGAUCUUGUGUCUCUCGAAAUGAGGAAGCCUGAUUCCUCUGGGAGGAACAGCUCCAAUAGCAACGCCAGCAAGCUGAGAAAAGGACUCUGGUCGCCCGAAGAAGACGACAAGCUGAUGAGCUACAUGCUCAGCAAUGGCCAGGGCUGCUGGAGCGAUGUGGCCCGGAACGCCGGCCUGCAGCGGUGCGGCAAGAGCUGCCGCCUCCGGUGGAUCAAUUACCUGCGCCCCGACCUCAAGAGAGGCGCUUUCUCCCCGCAAGAGGAAGAGCUCAUCAUCCACCUGCAUACCAUCCUUGGCAACAGGUGGUCGCAGAUAGCGGCUCGCUUGCCCGGACGGACCGACAACGAGAUAAAGAACUUUUGGAACUCGACCAUAAAGAAGAGGCUCAAGAACUCGUCGUCCGCGUCUUCUUCUAGACACUCGCCGAACACGAGCGAUUCCUCCUUGUCGUCGGACCCUAAAGAUAUCAUGGGAGGUCUCAUCUCCCUCCAGGGACAAGGACUCAUGCCGCUUUCUAUGGACUCGUUUUCGUCCGUCCAGGCUUUGGCUCUUCACCAGAUCAUCGAUCCGCUCAACCAAGGCCUCGACCUCCCCGGUUUGAGCGGAUACUGCGAUGCGAACCCUAAUUACUGCACGCUGCAAGGCGGAGUUAGCGGUGACUUCGGGAGAUUCGGAGGUAUCGUCGGUUGUGGGAUUAAUGGAGAUCAGUUCUAUGCUCCUCCACUGGAUAGCACAAGCAUUGAAGAAAAUGUGAAAACUGAGAACACGUACGAUAGUGAACACAAUAGUAGCAAGAACCUUAAUAACUUCAACUAUACCAAUGAUGAUGUCGUUGAUAACGUAGGCAACUUAAACAACUACGGCAGAAUAGAAAGCAUGGCUGGUUUAGGGAACUUGUGGAAUGGAGGGGAGGAGAUGAAAGUGGGUGAAUGGGACUUGGAGGAGUUGAUGAAAGAUGUUUCUUCAUUUGCUUCUGCUGAUUUCCAGGUUAUUCAAUAGGUGGUCAUAGCAAAAGAGCAAGAACCCUAGAAAAUAUACCUUCAUCGAUUUAGGAAACCCGUCUGUUAUUGUCACAUAUGACUCCACAACAAAAAUAAUUUCCCUAGGUUUCCCAUCUUGUUUUAGCUUAAUUUCGCGACGGCCGCCCACGUGACUAAUGUAGUCUAUAGUGUACCUAUAUCCCUUUUUGUUUUUUUCAACCCAUAAAAGUGAGCAUGGGCACUCGGAUUUGGAAGGUGGAGCAUCGAACUGAAGUGUAAUUAGGGCGCGAAUUGGACGGUGCCCAAGGCACUCCCGGCAUGUUCGAUUGCGCUCUUGCUUGUGAGUAGAUUGGUGAGGUCGCUUUUGUCUCGUUACUUUGCGAUCAUGUGAAGCUCCGGAAUAAUGGAUCGAUGUACACAUGUUGAGAUGGAUGUGGAUAGAGAAUAAAAGUCGAGGGAAAACAUCAUGUUUGGUAGGUCUGCAAAAAUUUGUGAUUACCAUGUCAUGUACAAAUCCAAAGUCCGGGUGGUGGAAGUUGUUAUCAGUGGAGAGAGUUAUCUCAUGUAAAGUGAAAUCAUAAGCUUUUGAUGGAGGAGACAGAAAA